Molecule: messenger RNA, 351 nt
Organism: Nicotiana attenuata
Lineage: Eukaryota; Viridiplantae; Streptophyta; Magnoliopsida; Solanales; Solanaceae
Exons: 2
Coding region: 1-351 (116 amino acids)
Source: RefSeq, a predicted model, not a curated record
AUGGCUCCGUACGAAGCUCUUUACGAACAUAAGUGUAGAUCGCCUAUAGAGUUGUUCGAUAUUGGGGAAGCUACGUUAGUAGGACACGAAUUGGUACAGCUGGCAAUCGACAAAGUUAAUCCUAUACAAGAAAGGCUAUUAGCAGCUCAAAGCCGUCAGAAGUAUUAUGCGGACAAUCGAUGGCGAGACUUGGAAUUUCAGAAGUGCAUUGGCGAUCCUACCCGAGUGGUGCCUACAGAUGAUUUACAGAUGACAGAGGACUUAUUGUACGAGGAAAUUCCAGUUUCCGUUCCAGAAAGACAAAUCCGUAGGCAACGGAAUAAGGAGGUAGCCUCCGUAAAAAUACUUUAG